Messenger RNA from Linum trigynum, 1385 nucleotides. The record is from the annotation of a GenBank genome assembly. Lineage: Eukaryota; Viridiplantae; Streptophyta; Magnoliopsida; Malpighiales; Linaceae.
GGAAAGCAUUAUUGACAUCGAAUUGACUAAUUGGCCAAUUUUGAGAGAGAGCCAGGGUGAAGACAGUUCGAACGGUGACAGGCUUGACAACCGGACUGAACGUGUCAGUGAAGUCGAGCCCUGGACGCUGAUGAAACCCCUUUGCCACCAAACGAGUCUUAAAACGUUCAAUAGCACCAUCAGAAUGAUGCUUAACACGAAAGACCCAACGAUUGCCGAGAACAUUAUAAUGAGGUAGUCGAGGGACUAAGUCCCAAGUGGCAUUGGCGAGAAGAGCCUGGUUUUCAGCGGAAAGGGCCUGGCGCCAUUCUGGAAAUUGCAAAGCCUCCUUGACCGAGAGAGGCUGGAGAGGAGGCGGCCCAGCUGAUAAAUGAGAGUGAAAAAGGCGCUUGGGCCUGAAGAUGCCGGACUGGGCUCACGUGCGCAUAGUAUGGGAGUGAACAGGUGGAGGCGGUGGACCAAGGGGCUGGGGAGGCCCAGACGGAGGAGUGACUGGCGGAGAAGCGGGCCGGGGCAGGGGCAGGGACAGGCCCAGACGGAGGGGAAACUGCUGGAGGGGUGGGCCGGGGUGCUGAGGAGGGCCCACGCGAAGGAGAAUCUCGCUGGGGAGAGUCAUCUGCUAAGGGGAAUGGGCCAGGGGAGGCCCACUUGCUGCUGGGUGGUGUAAUGAGCGACCUGGGAGGAGAGUAAUUGGGGGAGAAAGAUCAAAUAGCCAGGUUGCCGGUUGGGGAAGCUCAGUGGAUGGAGUGGAGGGAAAGCCUGGAAAAUUAUCCUCAACAAAUAUGACAUGGCGAGAAAAGAAUAUACGGUGAGUGUGAGAAUCAAAACACCGAUAAGCACUACGUUGAGGACAAUAACCAAGGAACAGACACGGACGAGAGGGUCAAGUUUGUGCCAAGAAUAUGGACGAAGCCAGGGAUAGCAGAGACAGCCAAAGACACGAAGUUUAUGAUAAUUAGGAGAGAGAUUGAAGAGAAGAGUGUAAGGAAUUUUACCACGCAAGGCAGAGGAUGGAAGACGAUUGAUGAGGUAAAUAGCCGUGGAAAAAGAAAAGGACCAAAAAGAGACAGGAAGGUGAGCAUGAUGAAGAAGAGUUAUACCAGUUUCAACCAAGUGACGGUGUUUACACUCAGCAAUACCGUUAUGUUUAGGUGUAUGAGGAGGAGUGAGAAGAUGAGUUAUGCCAUUUUCAAGAAGAGCAGAACAUAAUUUUUGAAAUUCUCCACCACCAUCAGUGUAUAAACGAUGAAUGGUAGUAGAGAAAUAAUUUUCAACAAUUUUUCUGAAAUCGAGAAAAACUUGAAGAACAUCGGAUUUACGACGUAAAGGAUAAUACCAAGUAUAUCGAGUAAAAUGAUCAAUGAUAAUCAAGUAAUAGCAAUAAC